Sinocyclocheilus anshuiensis is the source of this 1989-nucleotide messenger RNA. Its product is annotated as RNA-binding protein MEX3A-like. The transcript is spliced from 7 exons. Gene Ontology annotation, biological process: protein phosphorylation. The annotation marks the transcript as partial. Lineage: Eukaryota; Metazoa; Chordata; Actinopteri; Cypriniformes; Cyprinidae. The record is from RefSeq and is a predicted model, not a curated record. Gene Ontology annotation, molecular function: RNA binding; protein kinase activity; ATP binding.
AUGGCUUUUUCAGCUGCUACUUAUGCUAAAGGAAGCUUUGGAAAAGUGUAUAAAGUAACCUAUGGAAAUACCCAUGCAGCUCUUAAGAAGGUGCCUUCCACUGUUGUAACUAAACAGGAAAUUCAGAAAGAGAAAAAUAUAUAUCGGUCACUGAAUCAUUCCAAUGUAGUGAAGCUCCUGGCUGAACCCUGGCUGGACUCUCAGGGCAUGUGGAAUAUCCCAUUGGAAUUCAUCUUUGGGAAAACUCUGGAAAAGCUUCUGUUCAGUUCACAAUUAUACAUGGAGCUAACGAAGCCUCUCAUGAUCACCAUUAUCCGUGGCAUGUGUAAAGGCCUCGCUUAUAUGCACAGCAAGAAUAUCGUCCACCAGGACCUCAAGCCCGACAACAUCAUGGUGGAAUACCACACUUACCGAGCUGUCAUAAUUGACUUAGGCCUCGCCAGAUUCCAAAAGAAUGGGCUUUGCUUUGGCACAGAAGGAGGCAAUUUGUGUUACUCUGCCCCGGAGAUUUUCCAAGGGAAACACAGAGACCAGUACUCUGAUGUGUGGGCGAUGGGUAAAAUCAUAGCAGAGCUCCUGAUCGUGCCCAGAGCGAGACUCCCUCCGACCAUCACCACUCUCUGUGUGUAUGGAGCCAUGGAUUUCAUCUUUGCCGCCAGGCGUGGCAUCAUGAGGACAGUGUCGUCUGAGGUGGAAACACGAAUGCUCUUUGUUCAAGAUUACGAAUGUCUCCUGGUGCCAAACGAGGAAGAGGAGGACGAUUCCCGUGCCCUUAGAGUUGCGCUGGGCCAACUGUCGCUGCUGGGUCUUGGAGAGGGCGAGGACGGUGCUCCUGCGGGUGGAGGUGGUGGAGUUCAAGACAGGAGUAACAAUAACCACCACAAUCACAUCCCAGCCGAAUCAGGGAUGUUACAAGGGAAGAACAAGUUGUGCGCCCUGUACGACAGCUCGCCCACCGAAACCAAAGGACGGGGCUGCAACAUAACGGAGUGCGUCCCCGUGCCAAGCUCCGAACAUGUGGCCGAAAUAGUGGGGAGGCAAGGUUGCAAAAUCAAAGCUUUGCGUGCAAAGACAAACACCUACAUCAAGACUCCCGUCCGAGGCGAAGAACCAGUCUUCCUCAUCACUGGCCGCAAAGAGGAUGUGGCCCUGGCCAGACGUGAAAUCAUCUCAGCUGCGGAGCACUUCUCCAUGCUGCGGGCCUCCAGGAACAAGUUGGGCGUCUCUUUCAGUGGAUCGCCUCCUGCGCCGCUACCUGGCCAGACCACCAUACAGGUGCGGGUGCCCUACCGCGUCGUGGGUUUGGUGGUCGGACCGAAAGGCUCGACUAUAAAACGCAUUCAGCAGCAAACGUGUACUUACAUCGUGACUCCGAGCCGUGACCGUGACCCUGUUUUUGAGAUCACCGGCUCCCCUGGGAACGCCGAACGGGCGAGGGAAGAAAUCGAGGCGCACAUCGCCUUCCGCACGGGUGGCCUGCAUGACCACAACAAUGAGAACGACUGCUUGGGACCUGACAGCGGCAACGGGGGUCUGGAGAGCCGCCUGCAGCAGGUGUGGGGGCUACAGGGGGCCCCGCGCAAACCGCUUGCCAGCAGCUACCGCCAGAAUUUCUCAGACGCCAUGGUCGGAAGUAGUGGAGGAGGUGGAAGUGGGAUUUACAGUAAAGGUGACUUUACCAACCAUGGCAGUGGGGACAAGCCAUGCUCCUACUUCGGAUCUGAGGGCACUCAAAGCUGGGGCGAUCCCGAGUAUCCCAAACAGGUGGCAUACUACGCCCAGCAGCGCUCCAAAAGCUUUGGAGGCCUGCCUCUUCCUCUGACCAGACUGUCGCCGGGACUGCCUGAACCGUGUGGCACCGGAAACUCCAACGCUGUCGGGUCUCCUCAUGCCCAGGCGCGCCGCGCCCACAGCGAGCCCACCGCCGUCACCGCUGCAUUCACCGGACGUCUCCCUGUGCCGGAUUCUCCGCCUGCCGUGUGGGCGUCU